AUGAUCUAGAACCCUAGAAUACAAAUCAUUGUUGAAGAAGAUAAGAAUGAUGGCAGAGUGUCUGAGAGAUAACAUCCAGCAGUUGGAGCUCCUUAAAAAUCCCCGAACCAUUUACUUAAUAUGAAACUUGAUUCUGAUAUGAUAUCGAGGAGUGAUUUUCAGACAUCUUAACCUUCACUUCUAGCGGUAAACAGGGAAGCAGAUAACAACAAUCAAAAUCGCCUAGGAGUGAGGCCGAUAAGUCAUUUGAGAAGAUUUUAAACAGAUAAAAUGAUAAUGAAUUACUACUAAAUGAUUAAAGUUAUUGGCAAAGGAUCAUUCGGUGAAGUUACAAAAGCCAGAGAUUUGAGAACAAAUAAAUACAGGGCAAUUAAAAAAAUCAAAAAAUCUGCCGUUUAAAAAGCUGGUGCUGGACUAGAUAGAGAUAAAGAAUAUGAAAUUCUCAUUAAGCUUAAUCACGUAAAUAUUGUUAAACUGCUUGAGUUUUAUCAAGAUGAUGAUUAUUUCUAUGUAGUAACUGAAUUUUGUGAUGGAGGCGAGCUAUUUGAUCAAAUCACUUAGUGCGGUAAUUACAGUGAGAACAUGGCAGCAGACAUUAUAAGAUAAGUCUUAUCAGCAGUAGUAUACUGUCAUUAGCAUAACAUAGUUCACAGAGAUUUAAAGCCUGAAAAUUUAUUAUUGGAAUUCAAAAGAUAACCUAAUGAAGACAAUAAUGUAAAAGUUAUUGAUUUUGGCACAUCAAUAGAGUAUAAUCCAAACCAAAAAUUAAGAGCGAGAUUAGGUACAGCCUAUUAUAUCGCUCCAGAAGUACUCAAAGGUGAGUAUGAUGAGAAAUGCGACGUUUGGAGUUGCGGAGUCAUUUUAUAUAUUUUACUUUGUGGAUAUCCCCCAUUCAAUGGGGAUACAGAUCAUUAAAUUUUUGACCGUAUAAAAGUUGGAAAGUAUCAAUUUCCAUCACCUGAAUGGGAUAAUGUAUCUCAAGAAGCUAAAUAACUAAUAAGAAAGAUGCUUGAAUUCGAUCCCAAGUAGCGAAUAUCAGCGCAGGAGAUUCUUCAGGAUGCUUGGAUUCAGAAAAGUACUAAAAAACAAGAAGUAAAGCCAUUAAAUCUAAAUUCAUUAAAAAACUUAUAAAAUUUUCACUCUGAGAGGAAGCUUUAAGCUUCUAUUUUCUAAUAUAUUGCAAACUAACUUAUCUCGACUGAUGAGGAAUAAGAAUUGAGAGUAAUAUUUCAAGCUCUUGAUGCCAAUGGUGAUGGUGUCAUCAGUAAAGACGAGCUAAGAAAUGGAAUUGAUGUCUUCCGAUCUAAAUUUGGAAUGGAGGGAGAAUUCAAUAACAUCGAUGAUCUGAUUAAAAGGAUAGAUAUUGAUGGUAGUGGCAACAUCGAUAUUAAAGAAUUUAUAACUGCUACCAUGAAUCUAAAAGAUGUGAUUAACGGCAAGUAAUUAAAGCAGGCAUUCGAUCUAUUUGAUAUAGAUGGGAAUGGGUAAAUUACUAAGAAAGAACUGUAAAGAGUUUUAGGCGGUGUCUUGAAAUUAACUGACUCUCAAUGGGAUGACUUCAUUAAAGAUAUAGAUAUUGACAAAGAUGGAACUGGUAAAUUGAUGAUGUGCAGUGAUACAGUAAGACAUUUGAAACUUAUGACUUGA
Molecule: messenger RNA, 1647 nt
Organism: Stylonychia lemnae
Lineage: Eukaryota; Ciliophora; Spirotrichea; Sporadotrichida; Oxytrichidae
Source: the annotation of a GenBank genome assembly